Messenger RNA from Naegleria lovaniensis, 327 nucleotides. RefSeq lists its product as uncharacterized. The record is from RefSeq and is a predicted model, not a curated record. The transcript has a single exon. Lineage: Eukaryota; Heterolobosea; Eutetramitea; Acrasida; Naegleriidae. Bases 1 to 327 code for a protein of 108 amino acids.
AUGUCUGCACGCAAACUCAAAGACUAUUAUGCCAUUCUCAAAGUAGCUCGAAAUGCUACACAGGCCGAUAUCAAAAAGGCCUAUGUUCAAUUAGCGAAAAUUUAUCAUCCUGAUUUACUGGAGAGUUCGGACCCUAAGAAAGCGUUUAAAGAGGCGACGUUCAAAGAAAUAACCGAAGCCUAUAGUAUCUUGAAUAAUCCACGAAGAAGAAGUGAAUACAAUAUGGAAAUUUAUGAAAACGACAAGACAGCUUCAAAUAAUCGGGAUGAUGAUGCCACUCGUCCCCUCCUGAUCCCAUCACGUCGGAAGAAGAGAAACAAGCACUAG